AUGCCUCAGUACCCGCCUCCCCAGGACCAGCACUACAGCAACGCUAACAACGCUAACAACACGGCUUCGUCAACAGCAACCUCGUAUACGCCUAGAGGAUACACCGGCGGAGCAGGUUACAGUAGCAGCUACUACGGUGGUGGUAACAGUGACCGGUACAACACCAGCUACAGUAGUCAUUCGACUGGGAGUGGCAAUGGUAGUAGUGCACCGAGUGGCACGAAUUCCAAGACAGUGUGCCGGAUGGACUGUCGGUACUGUUCUGCGGUUGUGUGUCUGAGGGGGAUGAAGGCCAUGCUUCUGGCGGACACUUCGGUUGAACUCUACUCAACUGAUCAUCCACCUGGUUCGGUCCAGCUAAUCGACAAGGACUACACGACAUCGAAUUGCAAGUGCAAGAUCCGCGACGUCGCCUGCAGGGUGUGCGGAAACGUAAUCGGAUACCACAUCACCCAACCCUGUCAACAGUGUCUCAAGGCCCCCAACAAUGGCCACUUUUGGAUGUUUCACACCGAAGGCGUCGUCGGUCAGGAGCGCAUGAACUUGGAUCUCGGAAAGCUGGUCCAAGAACUUGUUCGGUUCCCUCACUCUGCUGCAACACAAGGUGCGCCAGGGGCUGCAGCGGCAGAAGCAACUAGGAGACUGGCGGGAUUUGUGCAGAGAGAGCCUGUGGGUCCAUCACCACCCGCACCCGGGGCAGGAGGAGUGCAAAAUGUUGCUGCUGCAACUGCUCUCCCCCCACCACCUCGGCCCAUCAAUCUCACGACUGCCACUGUCAUGGCGGCAGAUACUGUAGAGCCUCGUGACAAUGCUGCGACGACUCGUGUGACCUCAAUCUCGAGACUCCAGCGACAGCAGCAGCGACUCGCUCAGACAACAUACUCGCCACCUUCUUACCCUCCUCUACCCUUGCGGGUCAUCAGCUCGUCUCCCACACCUGCAACCCCGACCCCGACUCCCCGAACCCAGCAACAACCCACAGCAACACCAGCAGCAAAUGAACCGUCUCAAACAUCAUCCACAACUAGCAAUCCAUAUCAGCACCGUGCUGCGCCCGAGCCAACCAUAGGCCCCUCCGCAACAACCACACUGAUGAACUUGACGCUGUCACAGUUCCUGCGGCCCAUGAAGUGGGAACAACUGCCACCCCCAGACUUGGACAUUGAUCUGGACCCGAACGCGAUGGGCGGCGAGCCUCUUUUCGCGGGAGAUUGGAUGGAGCUUGUGAAACGGACUGCUGAAACUGCGGCGGCCAAUAUGUCGUUGGCUUUGGAUCAGGAGGAAGAGACGGAGCAGUAUAUGGCGCGGAUGAUGGAGGAGCAUCGGCAGCGACAUUUGCAGUUGGAGAUGGUUGAGAGGGCUGAGCUUGAAAGUGUUGGUGGUGGUAGCGAGGGCCGGAGUAGUGAGGAGGAUGACGAGGAAGAUGUGUUGGAGCUACUCCCGGAUCAUGACGAGGUACCCACUACUGUGAGCGAUACCGAGGUCGAUUUGGAAGCUGGCAUUGUCGAUGGACAGAGGCAACAGCGAAUGGAGGAUGAAGAGGGGAUGGAUCGAUUGAUUCACCGCGUCGACGGUGUCGCACUCGCCGGUUCUCCUCCUGCACCUAGUACCAUCCCCGGCGAGCACAAGGACGAAGACGAGGAUAUGGACAUGAACGGAGAACCUACAGGUCGUGGACGAACCCUCGAACGUCGCCAGUACGACUCCCUCUCCGUUGACGCAAAUGGAGUCCCCGCAUCUGAACAGCAACCAACAACACCUUCCUCCAACACAACAACUUCUCCAUCGAUGGAAUCGAACCGCCACCGUCGCGGAAACAGCCUGGGCAACACACUCUUCGGAAUCGUAACCGGCGCACCUCCACUGCACGAUGACCAUCGCCCAACCCACCGCCGCCGUAACAGCAGCCAUAGCAGCGGUAGUAGAGGUAGCAGUGGUAGCAGCACUGACGCGUCGUCAGACCGCACGGCCUACUAUUCGUCCGAGAGCUGCCCAGCGAUGGUGUUGACGUCUGCGAUGAUUGCCAAGGCGUCUGCCUCUGCCGCUGCUGCUGAUGCUGCCACUGCUGCCAACAGCCUCUUGUUUGGUCGUCGCUCCCGACGCGACUAUGAUAUGAUGUGUCGGUAA
Linnemannia hyalina is the source of this 2127-nucleotide messenger RNA. NCBI's taxonomy places the organism in Eukaryota, Fungi, Mortierellomycota, Mortierellomycetes, Mortierellales, Mortierellaceae. The record is from the annotation of a GenBank genome assembly.